AUGUCGUUUGGCCACAACGAAAACGCAAACGAUGCGAAACCGAGGGCUCUGAGAUUGACGCGCGCGGCGCUGAAUAACGUGACCAACACUUCGGGUUUGGGUGCCCCGCCGCAAGAGACAAAACCGGUUGGAACGAUUUCCGGUGCCAGAUCGUUUGGUAAAGCACUUCGCAAUGCACGAUCCAAGUUGCAGAAUGCCAAAGUUGGCGGCAAUCUCUUACCGCAAUCAGUCCGGCAACAAUCCGAGCCGAUUCCUGGAGAUCGGCAAUCGCAACUGUCACACACAAGUCUCGUGCCAGCGUCUUCUGGUAGUCUGGCACCGCUGGAAACUGUGUCUGAGCAUGAUAAAGAGAACGCGGAUCCUUUCACUGCGAAUUUCACCAGUGUCGACGAGGAUUCCAGAGCGGCUCGUGCAUUGUCGAGCUCGGACGAAGAAUUGAAAUACGCGGAACAGCAAACCAUGCUCAAAGACGCAAAAUUUGAACAUACACAUCCACAGCAACACGUCGACAUCGACUCUUCAAAAAUGUCAGAAACGGACCAGGAAUUGUCGGGUGGACCGCAGGCCACGGUGGCUGACGCCAGCAAAAAAAGGCCAAUCUCCACCGUGGUGGAACACGAAGAACCCAAAAAAUUCAAGGUUUGCGAAAAAGGUACUGAAUACGAGUGGGAAGAUCUAGAUGCGGAAGAUGUAAAUGACCCGUUCAUGGUCAGCGAAUACGUCGACGAUAUCUUCGAGUAUUUGCACAAAUUGGAAAUCAUGACGCUGCCGAACCGUCAUGAUCUCUACAAGCAUAGCAACAUACGUCAAAACAGAGACAUCCUGGUGAACUGGAUGGUCAAAAUACACAACAAGUUUGGAUUGCUCCCGGAAACGCUUUAUUUGUCGUUGAACGUCAUGGAUAGGUUUCUUUGUAAAGAACUUGUUCAAUUGGAAAAAUUACAAUUGGUUGGAACCGCAUGUUUGUUCAUUGGAUCCAAAUACGAAGAAGUUUAUUCACCAAGUGUGAAGCAUUUUGCAUACGAAACAGACGGAGCCUGCGAUGAAGACGAAAUAAGGGAAGGGGAAAAAUUUAUUCUCAAGACCCUUGAGUUUAAUUUGAAUUAUCCGAAUCCCAUGAAUUUCCUGAGACGAAUUUCUAAAGCUGACGACUAUGAUAUACAAUCCAGGACUUUGGCCAAAUAUCUUUUAGAGAUUUCAAUUGUGGAUUUCAGAUUUAUUGGGGUUUUGCCCUCACUAUGUGCCGCAGCGGCAAUGUUUCUCUCGAGAAAAAUGUUGGGCAAAGGGAAAUGGGAUGGGAAUUUAAUGCACUACAGCGGCGGUUAUACAAGAGAAGAAUUGGCACCCGUCUGUAACAUGAUAAUGGACUAUUUGGUGCAACCGGUUAUCCAUGAUGAAUUUUUCAAAAAAUAUGCAUCUAGGAAAUUCAUGAAGGCAUCUGUGAUUUCCAGACAGUGGGCUAAAAAGGUGGUUGCCCACGGCUACGAUAUCAUGACAUUGCAUGAAGUGUCGGAAUGA
Messenger RNA from Lachancea mirantina, 1518 nucleotides. The record is from the annotation of a GenBank genome assembly. NCBI's taxonomy places the organism in Eukaryota, Fungi, Ascomycota, Saccharomycetes, Saccharomycetales, Saccharomycetaceae.